AUGGGCACUCUCACAUUGGGCCCAAAUAUCGUGUUGGGCCAUAUUGAGUUUUUCGUCUUAAUUGUUGUGUAUGUUCUUCUAAGUGUCUCCCAGCUUAUUUUUUGCAUCCGCACACCGAAUGGUAGUAUUCUUACUUCAUCGUCACAGUUUAACGUGAUGAAUUAUGGAGCCAUUGGAGAUGGCUUACAAGACGAUACUCCUGCAUUUUCAAAAGCAUGGGCAGACGUAUGUGGUGCUAUAGGUGAAAUUCCUACACUAACGAUACCAGCAGGAAAGACAUUCCUAUUAACUCCAAUUUCUUUCCAUGGUCCUUGCAAAUCAAGCAACAUUCACGUCGAGAUCCAAGGAAAAUUGGUGGCACCGGACAACCGCGGUUCAUGGAAAAAUUGUGAAGCUAACUGUUGGAUAGUUUUUUCAAGCGUAGAAAACCUCAUUGUAGACGGAUCAGGAAAGAUCAAUGGCACAGGCUCAAUUUGGUGGCAAAAUAAUGACCCAACAACCCGUGAUAAUGCUCUAUGUUUGAUAAAUUGCAAUGGUCUUCGAUUACAAGGAUUAACGCAUGUAGACAGUCCCAAAAGUCAUAUAUCGAUUAGUGGUUGUAACAAUUCAAUUAUCUCUAAUCUUCAAAUAAUGGCUCCUGAAACCAGCCACAACACUGAUGGAAUCGAUAUUAUUUCUUCGAAUCGUGUUCAUAUAAGUGAUUCCAUUAUUCAAACAGGUGAUGAUUGUAUAGCAAUAGGAUCACACACAUCAUGGCUUAACAUAACUGGGAUAACUUGUGGACCUGGCCAUGGAAUAAGCGUCGGAAGCUUGGGAAAAGAGGGUGAAGAUGCUAAGGUUGAAGAAAUUUAUGUAAAAAAUUGCACUUUUAAAGGAAGUUUAAACGGUGCGAGAAUCAAGACAUGGCAGGGCGGAUUGGGUUAUGCAAGAAACAUAAUAUUUGAAGAUAUCCCUCUGAUAGAUGUUGGAAACCCGAUUAUUAUUGACCAAUAUUACUGCGACGGUGCUAAAAAUUGUGGAACUGCGCAAUCGGGUGUGAAGGUAACGGGGGUGAGCUAUAGAGGCUUCCAUGGAACAUCAAAAACGGCGGCCGCGAUUAGUUUAAACUGCAGCAGCACGGUGGCUUGCACCGGCAUCGUCAUGGAGUCCAUCAAUAUAGUUUCUUCAACUAGUUCAUAUGAUACGUAUGCCGUUUGCAUUAACGCUCAAGGGAAACAAUCACUUGUUGCACCUCAAGUGCCUUGCCUAACUCAUUGAAUUCUGAGAUUAGGAUAGCUCAUUAUUUGUAAGUCCAGCUAAAAUUAGCUGGUAAUCAAUAAACAUAAACAUUAAAUCUUAGUUGUAAUUUUUUGAGAUUAGGCUCAAAUUUGCCUUUGAUCUCUUCGAUUCUGUAUUCACCAAUUUUUAAAUGGACUUGGUCCACACUAAAAUUUAUUGUGGAUCAUGUCUUAAAAUAAAGUCAACAACUUGUUACUAAUUUAUUUUGGCAUUUUAUUAGGAUUAUUAUGA
Spinacia oleracea (spinach) is the source of this 1509-nucleotide messenger RNA. RefSeq names its product probable polygalacturonase At3g15720. The transcript has 9 exons. NCBI's taxonomy places the organism in Eukaryota, Viridiplantae, Streptophyta, Magnoliopsida, Caryophyllales, Amaranthaceae. Gene Ontology annotation, biological process: carbohydrate metabolic process. The record is from RefSeq and is a predicted model, not a curated record. Gene Ontology annotation, molecular function: polygalacturonase activity. Bases 1 to 1257 code for a protein of 418 amino acids.